UUUUCCAAGUGGUGCAACAUAUAUAUAACUUCUUCUCAGGAUCUACAAAACGUUGGACGGUGUUUAAGAAACAUGUAAAAGGUCUUACGGUUAAACCAUUAUCAGAUACUCGGUGGGAGAGUCAUAUAGAAGCUAUCAAAGCAAUCCGAUUUCAAGCUCCCGAAAUACGAGAUGCCUUAAUAGAGCUGUCGACUUCGGCUGAUUUUGAUGCGAAGACAAGGGGUACUGCUUAUUCCAUAUUGACACGAGAGAUUGAUAAUUUUGAGAUUAUACUUGGUAUGGUUGUUUGGCAUAGAGCACUACUUGCGGUUAACUCAGUGAGCAUUAAACUUCAAACCGAAGAUAUGAAUCUUGAUGAUGCCGUUACUAAACUAAAAGAUCUUGUUUCUUUCUUUAAGGAUUACAGAAGGAAUUGAUUUGAGGGGGCAUUGGAAGAAGCUAAAAUACUUGCAACAUCCAUGAAUAUAGAGCCUAUUUUUUAUGAGGUACGAGUACGAAAAAGAAAAAAGCACUUUGAUGAAAUCGAUGAGAUAGAGGAAGUACAACCACCACUGCAAGGUAUGGAAUCCUUCCGAAUUGAAUACUUCAUUUUUAUAAUGGACCAGGCUAUUUCUUCUCUCAAACGUAGGUUUAAACAAUUUCAAGCAUACGAGGAAACUUAUGGAUUUUUGUUUAAUAUAGAAAAAUUAAGGUCUCUUGAUGAUAGUACCUUACGGAAUUCUUGUGUGAAACUUGAAAAGUACCUAAGCUAUGAAAUGGAAUUCGAUAUCAAUGGGGAUGAGUUAUAUACGGAGUUGAAGGUUUUGCGAAGUUUUUUGCCUAACGAAACAAAAAAGGCUAUUGACGUGUUGAGUUUCUUAACAAAUAUGGGUGGCUGCUAUUCAAAUGCGUCUAUUUCAUAUAGAAUUUUAUUGACAAUCCCUGUUACAGUUGCAUCUGCAGAAAGAAGUUUUUCGAAGUUAAAGUUGAUCAAAUCCUACCUUCGAUCAACGAUGUCUCAAGAAAGAUUAAACGGACUAGCGAUGUUAUCCAUUGAAGCAGAUAUGCUAAGUAGUAUUGACUAUGAUAGCAUUAUAAAUGAGUUCGCAUCCGUAAAUGCGAAAAGGUCGAUCUUUACGUCCAUUACUAGUAUUGUAUCUUCUUGAACAAAAUGAUAAAUGUUUGGUAAUAUUAUACUCAUAUCAUCAUGUGUUAUCAGGUA
Molecule: messenger RNA, 1201 nt
Organism: Papaver somniferum (opium poppy)
Lineage: Eukaryota; Viridiplantae; Streptophyta; Magnoliopsida; Ranunculales; Papaveraceae
Product: zinc finger MYM-type protein 1-like
Exons: 1
Coding region: 459-1145 (228 amino acids)
Molecular function (GO): protein dimerization activity
Source: RefSeq, a predicted model, not a curated record